Messenger RNA from Rhizoctonia solani, 5418 nucleotides. RefSeq names its product response regulator receiver. NCBI's taxonomy places the organism in Eukaryota, Fungi, Basidiomycota, Agaricomycetes, Cantharellales, Ceratobasidiaceae. Gene Ontology annotation, molecular function: phosphorelay sensor kinase activity. Bases 1 to 5418 code for a protein of 1805 amino acids. The record is from RefSeq and is a predicted model, not a curated record. Gene Ontology annotation, biological process: phosphorylation; phosphorelay signal transduction system. The transcript is spliced from 43 exons.
AUGUCUCGCUCGGUUGUAUCCGCUUUUGUUUUCGGUGCACUCUUAACACAAACGUCAGUGAUUGCUGUGAAUACAACCUAUUUCAGCCCUGCUUCCAAUGUGCCCGAAGGCUUCAAAUCUUGGCUCAAUGGGGUCGUAUACCCAUUGACUGAAAGCACAGUCUCUGCUGAUGGGCAACGUUUCGUUAAAAACUUCGCUGGCAACGGGGCGCAAGGAACAUUUAUCAUUGGUCCUAGCGUUUUCCAAGGAGCAGACCAGAUUUUGUCCGCUUGGACAAAUGUCCCAAAAGCAGUUAAAAGUCUAGAGCACUUUCCGACGGAUGUUUAUUGGGACGGAGGCUCUUCGUAUUCCGUUUUCGGCUUGAUCAAAUAUGCGCAACUGGAUGGAAAUUGUUCGCAAAAAUCAUAUGCAACACAGUUUGUCUUUGAUUCUCCUGGGGUCUAUGAAGGACAUCUGCUCAAGUAUCACGAUUGGCUGUUUAUUUACCCAAGUGUCCCGGUCUGGAUUCUCCUGGAGACUGCCACCACAGCGCCUAUGCUGGGGAGCACGAACGCCUUACAACAAGUCCCCUUGGUGGGAUUCCUGGAUGCCUAUCCCGAGCCUGCAUUCAUUCUGUGUUCUAAUACUGGUCCGCGUCCGUCGCUUGAGUUUAUCUACGGGAAUUCCUCGCUUCGCGAACUGCUGGUUGGCCACGACGAAUCGGGAAUCCUUGACGAUCAAACAUUUUUCUCAGCUAUCGCUUCUGACGAAGAUAUUGUCUGGCUUUCCAACCCAACACAUAGUGACUCCCAGAGCACAUCAAGGUCUAUUGGAUACUCUCAUGCGAUUAACCUUCGUCCCGCAUGGCUUCCCCGCGACCAUACUUCUAUUGACCUCGAGCUCACACCCACUCCGAUUGAGCUGCCAAUAACAAUACCCGAGGUUGGCUCUUCAAGCAAUUCAUACGUUUUUACUGCCUCCCCUCGCAAAGCUCCGAUGAACUUUUUGCGAUCGGAAACCCAGGGAGAAAGUCGGAGGCGGAAAGACCCUAAUUUACGACUUCCCGACUUUCCGUUGAUGCCAGGUGCCAUUGGACCACACAUUCGAUCGAGAAUGAGUAAAUCUGACAGUAGCUCAAUGCCAUCACAGUCCGCGUUGGCCAUCAACCCAGCAGAACUCCCAUCCCGGUUGGUUGACACAUAUCCGUGGGAAACGACGCCGCUUGGCCCGAGAGAAUCUUGGCCUGUACUUUUGGAGUUAAUGGUCCAAUAUCUUAUGGAAACGCCUGUGUCUGGCGCAUUAUUUUGGGGAUGGCCCGACCAGGUGAUUAUUUACAACGAUGAAUACGCUAAGAUGAUAGGAAGCAAGCACCCUAGAAUAUUUGCAAAGGCUGGUCCAGUUGCGUGGGGAGAACUUUGGGGCGUGCUUGCUGUAGUUUCCGAGAGCGUAAGGAGGGGCAAGUCGACCUGCAAGGCUGACGACUUACUGUUUUUCAGCACGUUGACUGAGCUUCAUCUGCCCGAAGAGUUUUAUCACUCCUGGCACUGGACUCCAGUUUGGCAGGAAGACGGCACGGUGGCGGGGAUAUUCAACAUUACUUGGGAAACCACCCAAAAGGUUAUUGCCGAGCGACGCCUAAGCUGCAUGUCUGAGGUUUCAUCAAAAGUGUCUGACGCCAAAACGCAACAGCAGUUUGGCGAACGAGCAUUGGAGGCUUUGUCCCGAAAUCCAUUGGACCUUCCAUUUAUUGCACUCUAUUGGUGCGAAGUCGAAGAGCUACCAACAAACGGAGCAUCUACUGCCCAGGCCAGCUCAGCUCGUGUACUAGACUACAUCCGGAAUCCUACGGCAGGUUCACUCAGUGUCAAACUCACCCUCUCUGGUUCGAUUGGCAUCCCUGACGAUCAUCCUAUCGCCCCUCCCAUAAUCAAAUAUACUCUAAACUCGCUUACCUUCCGGCCCCAACUCCACACGUAUGAUUCGGGCGUUGACGUGGGCUCCUCUGGUGUUUCUGAAACCACGUCUCGGGGGAAUGCCCCUGGGUCACCCAUGGGCUCUGCGGCUAGUAAUCAGCGUCCGGCAGAUUCGUCCAAUUCUACCGACUCCGGCCUGGAUAUAACCAAGGCUUUUGCUUCCGGUUCCAUCGAACUAGUUGAUCCUCUCCCUGUUCAUCUCGCUGAGGGACUCGAUGCACGUGGAUUCAAGGAUCUACCUCGUAUGGCCGCUAUCAUGCCAAUCAGUACUAACUCAACACAAGGUGGUAGAAGCGUCCAUGGAAGGACGCUUCCAUAUGGAGUCUUAUUACUCGGGAUUAACACUCGUAGAGCGUAUGAUGCCGAUUAUGCUUCGUGGCUGGAAAGCUUGGGAUCAGCGUUGAGCAACCAGUUGACUGCAGUUCUCCAGCGGGAGGCGGACAUGAAGAUGAUGGAGGAAAGGGAGCGAAUGGACAAAGCCAAGACGAUGUUUUUUACCAAUGUAUCUCAUGAACUUAGGACUCCGCUGACCCUAAUCCAAGCACCACUGGAACAACUCUUGCUAUCUUCCAAUAUCACCAGCGACGCGAAAUACAAACUCCAAUUGGCAGUACGAAACAGUCGGCGCCUGAAGAAACUUAUCGAUUCUAUCAUGGACAUGAGCAAACUCGAAGCCGGACGACUUGUCGGCAAUUUCCGGCCUGUUCAACUAGCUCGUGUAACCGCUGACCUUGCUGCGUUAUUCCGGAGCAUGGCCGAGAAGAAGUCGAUCGAUUAUAUUAUUGACUGUGACGUUGGAAGUGAGCCAUCCGUUUACGUCGACAUCGACUUGUGGGAAAAGAUUGUAUGCAAUUUGUUAUCGAAUGCAUUCAAGUACACACUGCACGGUACAAUCAACUUGAGGAUCAAACAUGAAGCUAAUCUUUCGCACAUUGCUGAAGGUACCGGGGUAGGACUUUCUUUGACAAAGGGUGAAAAGGAAUUGGUUUCGCUUCAUGGUGGUACACUGGGUGUUCAAUCUUGUACCGAAGAGGAUUGUCCUGGUCAUUCGGGCAGCACCUUCACAAUCACACUUCCGCAUGGAUCAAGCCACCUUCCUGCGGCUCUUAUACGGGAUGCGAUGCACCCCGGUACACAUAGCGGUACGCGCAAAGAAAUGGACUACUGGAUGGAGCUGGACCAACCGACGCCUUCUGCAACAUCUGCGGGCGACGAACUCGAAGGAGAAAGUGCUACGUCUUCGACUCUGUUCUUCGAGAAGGACGAUGUAAUUUUGGUCGUCGACGAUAAUGCGGAUAUGCGAUCCUAUGUACGCAAGAUUUUUACCCCUUACUUGACCGUCCUAGAGGCCGCGGAUGGGGUGGGGCACUUCAAAUUGCCAGGUCUCAAAGACUCAAUCUUCGAUGUAAUGAUGCCAAACAUGGACGGUCCAGAGCUAUUGAGACGAUUGCGCGAGGAAAGAAGAACCAAGCUGCUUCCUAUUAUUUUUGUGACUGCCUCCGAUGAUAACGAUGGGGCAGUGGAUUACAUCAGCAAACCCUUCAAAGUCAAAGAUUUGCUCGCUCGAACCCACUUACAAUUACAACUCGGAAAGCGGCGAGUAAAGCUCGAGGAAGAUUUUGAGGGCGAAGUUCAACGACUAAUGGAUUGCUUAGGUCGGAUUUUCAGAACCGAUGCCGAGGGCAGGCUUACAUAUGUCAACCCUGCUUGGUAUCAUAUAACCGGGUUUCCUCAUGAGCAAGAUCAGGAUGAGUGGAUUGACUAUGUUAUCCCAACGAGCAAGGAUGACAUGUUAGGCGUUUGGCGAACGUGUUUUGAAUCCCAUAAAUCAACCAGCAAGCGCAUACAAUGGAAGAGUGGCUGCUGGACACAUGUCGGGCUGUCACCAUUGAUAUCCCCAGAGGGAAACAUGCUCGCAACACCGCGCCGAGGAAACUCGUAUUGCCUUGGCGGAGGAGAGGGAGCAUAUGGCGGCGACAGAGCUGAAGAGGCAGAAGCGCAACGACAAUUAGAAGUCGAACGUAGAAGGGCCCAAGAAUUGUUGAUUGAUGUCACGUCCCACGAAUUAAGGCAACCUGUGUCUGCUAUCAUACAGAACGCAGAAGUUGUACGAAACAAUAUGAAAGGUCUCCGGGAUCUUUUGCACGAUUGUCAGAGGCGGAAGAUACUAUAUUCUCCAACGGAACGUAUGUUAUCAGAGCUGGAAGACGAUUUGCAAGCUAUGGAUAGCAUCAAACAAUGUGGCCUGGCACAAGCCCGUAUUGCGAAUGAUGUCCUGAGUCUGUCCAGAAUCCAGCUUAACGUCCUCUCAAUUAUACCAUCGGAUUUUGAUAUCCGUCGAGAAACCAGCCAAAUAUUAAUCGUCUUUAGGAAUGAGCUCAUGUCGAAAAAUAUUACCUUUGAGCUCGAUUUGGGGCGAGGGGCUGAGAUGUAUGGACUUCAUACCGUUACAACGGACCGCAGCCGAUAUGCGCAAAUCAUCACCAACAAGAUCAAAGUAUCACUUGAAUUGUCUCUAGACCCUCCGUCGGAUGAUAGUUGCGCUGUUCCACCGCUGAUGCCAAAACGAGUAACCCGCGGUCGAUCGUGGCCAGAAGAACUGGAGGUGUAUAUUUAUGUAUCAGUGCAGGAUUCUGGGCCUGGGUUGCAAAAAGAGGACCUGGCCUUAUUGUUCCAGAGGUUCCAGCAGGGUUCGAAUGCCCAUCACGUCUUUGGAGGCUCUGGCCUUGGCUUAUUCGUCUGCAGACAGUUGUGUCACCUGAUGGGAGGGCGAAUCGAGGUAGUAAGCGAACCUGGUCAAGGUGCAACUUUCCGGUUCUUUAUCCGGGCAACUGCCCCAGGACGCAUCACUUCCAGUCCCUUAGUAGCUGGACCCAGGCUCAAACGGUCAAUUCAGUCCAAUCAAAGGCUUCCAGGACUCCAAAGCUUCGCGUACGUCGAGGACGUCAAGACAAGCGGAGGCUCUAGUUCAAGACCUCUACCAGAGACGCCAAACCAGCGACAUAACCAACCAUUGCACAUUUUAAUCACAGAAGAUAACAAGAUUAAUCAGACUGUUUUAGCGCGGCAGAUGAAGCGUGCUGGAUUCACAUUUUCGUUGGCUUCGAACGGCCUUGAAGCUUUGCAAGCUAUCGAAAGGACUGAGACACAAGCCGGAAAGAAGUUUGAUGUGGUUCUGAUGGACCUUGAGAUGCCAGUCAUGGACGGAUUUGCGACGACUCGAGAAAUCCGCAGACGAGAAAAGACUGGGACGUUCCGUAAUCGCAGUUUUAUCAUCUCGAUCACAGGGAAUGCCCGAUCUGAGCAGGUGCAGAGCGCACGCGAGGCCGGUGUAGACGACGUUAUUAUCAAGCCCUAUCAAAUAGAUGCGCUCAUAUCCAAGAUGCGGGCGGUUCCCAUUGACCAUUUGUUUUCGAAUGCUCAGCAAUUUCUAACACGACUUGAUGAUUAUUCAUUCCCAUUUUAA